AUGAGGAAAACCUCAAAUCAUAUGGCAGCGGAGUACAACAAGACGAAAGCAAAUAGAUUGAAGCCGGAGAGUGACGAAAUGAUGAUUGUUGGGCAGUGCGAUUUCUUUAGUUGGAAUUGGGAAUCAGAAAAUGUGCAUCGGGCACGCUUGUCGAUUCGAUCAAAUGAAAUCGAUCCUUCAAUUCUGGAUGAUUGCGACGCUAUUUCAAACUCAAAUAAGAAGAAGAAAAGUCGGAAUGUGAACAGUUCCCAAUCUAAAGAUGGCUUUCAGGAGUUCAAAUGUUUUAAGGAGAAAAUCUUUGAAGACGAAAAUGCGUCAUUCAUUCUGAAAAAGAUGCAAGGACUCGGUCAAGAACUGCAGAUGUGCGAAGCCCGCCAAGAGGCUUUGACCCGAAACCUUCAGGAUAUCUUGCAAACUCAGGAAAUUGGUUCUAUUGAUGAGUAUCAAUAA
Messenger RNA from Guillardia theta CCMP2712, 450 nucleotides. RefSeq lists its product as hypothetical. NCBI's taxonomy places the organism in Eukaryota, Cryptophyceae, Pyrenomonadales, Geminigeraceae. The record is from RefSeq and is a predicted model, not a curated record. The transcript has a single exon. Bases 1 to 450 code for a protein of 149 amino acids.